Molecule: messenger RNA, 1031 nt
Organism: Penicillium brasilianum
Lineage: Eukaryota; Fungi; Ascomycota; Eurotiomycetes; Eurotiales; Aspergillaceae
Source: the annotation of a GenBank genome assembly
CCACAAUUAACAAUCACCCAACAAGUUGCCUGUGCCAGCAACCCAGAUCAUGAAACAACCCAACCAACCCAGGGUCCUACCCCGUUGGUGGUACUUGAUCUUCUUCGUCGGGGCAAUUGCGUUGUUCGUCGCUGGUGGCGCGCUUUUGGGGUCAUGGUACUCCCAUGCCUCGGGCUGUGCCAAUAGCUACCUGGCCAACAUAGACGAGAGUUGGAACGAUUAUACAGAUUGCGCCUCGAAGAAAAACGCAACCUACUACGCCGCCCUUGUUUGUCUUGUGGUCGCCAUUGUUUUCAAAUUCAUCGCUUGGACCCUUCUCAUCAUACACUGCCUUCAACGCCGCCGAUACAACCAGUAUCAGUUUGCUGCCACCUACCAGACCGUUCCUCCUAUGGAUCUCAACCAACAGCCAUACGGCGCGUACUAUGCUCCCCCGCCUGGAAAUCAAUACUCGACCCAGUAUUCGCCGCAUUAUCCUCCUCAGACUCCUGCUUAUGCGCCUGCUCCCAUGUAUCCCGACACGGCAUACAACGGUCAAAAGGAUGCCAAUCCUCCACCAUCCCAACCCCCUCACGCGACGGCACAUUAUGCCUAAUAAACGUCGAAUUAAACCAUUGCUGCUUGUGUUUCCGUUGGUGCGACGGCUGUGCGCGACAGACAAUCUAGAGCUGCUACUAGAAGCAACAGAACGCACGAAGCACCGAGGAGAUAAGAUUUCUUGUUCUCAUACUUCGUGAUAUUGAACGCUUCCAGAUACUUGCUUCAUAGCGGGCUGAUUCGCCAUCGGCCAUUGUCCGACUUGCAAUCUCGUUUCGAUUUGUGCGGUUUUGUUCUGUAUGCGUUGGACGCAUGAUACUCGUUCAGUGCAGGCUGGCAUUGAAUGAAAGCAUAAUCUUAUUGAUUCCUUAAAAUUAGCAAAUCAUCUGGUGUCGCUGUGAUUCUGUCACAUUAAUCUCUACCCACCCACCAAUUGAAAUGAACUGUUCUAUCAAUUCUUAGCUUUUAGUAUAUGCAUGCGAAUACGAACUAUA